AUUAUUUUAAUUUCUUGGUUAUUCAAUUAAUUAUUUUAAUUCAAUUAAUUUCAACUAUUUUAAUUUCUUUAUGUUCUUUAAUGUUGUUAAAAUAUGUUCUUUAAUUUCUUUAUGCUGAAACAUUGAAUUGCUUGUUGGAUAGAAUUAAUGUCGAAGACAGUAAAAAAGAUCCUGCAUGGCAAUAUGCACGGAUGGUAAAUCCCCAAAACCUUUCAAAGUUCAUUUGUAACUUUUGCGACAAAGAAAUGAAUGGCGGUGUUUACCGAGUCAAGCAACAUCUUGCUGGUGGUUAUAAAAAUGUUGUUGCUUGUAAAAAAUGUCCAUCUCAUGUCAAAGAUGAAAUUAAAGACUCUAUGUCUCAAAAAAGUCAAUCAAAGGUGCAAUUGAGGAUGGUUCCUGAUUUUGAUGAGAUGGAUAAUGAUGACGAUGAUGAUGAUGAAAUUCUUGAGAUAAAUCAACAUGGUAAAAGGCCUGUUUCUACUCAAGGUUCUACCCGUCGAGAACAAGGAAGUAACUCCUCCAAAUCUGUUGGUUCCAAACAACCAAAGCAAAAGGGACCCAUGGAUGUGUACUUCACCCCUGAUCCGGAAGUUGCGGUGCAAAAUCGUAAAGCCAAGGGAAAGCAAACAAGAAUUGAUGAUAAUGAUCCUAGCAAGAAGGUGUUGAGAGAUCGGGCUCUUGUUUGGUUUUCGAGGUGGAUGUAUGAUACAGGUAUACCUUUCAAUGUUGUGAACUACAACAGUUUUGGGGCAAUGGUUGAAGCUUUUGGGCAAUAUGGUCCUGGCAUGAAACCACCAAGCUACCAUGAGGUGCGGGUUCCUUAUUUGCAGAAAGAGGUAGACCACACUAAUAAGACCAUGGAGGAUCAUAAAAAAGAUUGGGUAACAUAUGGAUGCUCUUUAAUAGCCGAUGGGUGGAAGGGCAAAAGAAACAGAGCAUUAAUUAAUUUUUUGGUUAAUUGCCCAAGAGGAUCAAUGUUUAUUGAAUCUGUUGAUGCUUCUAGCUUAUCCAAGGAUGCAAAUAAGAUGCUUGAAUUGCUUGACAACUUUGUGGAGCGUAUUGGUGAAGCCAACGUGGUUCAAGUUGUUACAGAUAGUACCUCAGCAAAUGUGUUGGCCGAGAAGUUUUUGGAGGCAAAGCGGCCACAUUUGUAUUGGACACCAUGUGCAGCUCAUUGCUUGGAUUUGAUGUUGGAGGACAUUUUCAAAAUUCCCAACUUCAACAAGACAUUUGAAAAGGCAAUUGCGGUGCAUGGUUAUAUUGUGAACUGCUCUGGUUUGUUGAAUAUGAUGAGGCAAUUUACCCAAUGCAAGGAUUUGAUCAAGCCAGCAAAAACUCGAUUUGCAACUGCUUUUCUAACUUUAUCAAGGAUUCAUCAACAACAAACCAACUUGAAGAAGAUGUUCACUUCAGAGGAAUGGACCACAAGCAAAUGGGCGAAGGAACCACAGGGUAAAAAGACCGCACAAGUCAUAUUAAUGCCUUCUUUUUGGAACAAUGUUCUUUAUGCUCUCAAAAUAUCAAGUCCUCUUGUUCGUGUACUGCGAUUGGUUGAUGGUGAGAGAAAGCCUCCCAUGGGAUAUAUUUAUGAGGCAAUGGAUAGGGCUAAAGAAGCCAUUGCAAAAUCAUUUAAUGGAAAUGAAGAGAAGUACAAGGAGUUUUUUGAAAUAAUUGACAAUAGAUGGAAUGUUCAAUUGCAUAGGCCUUUGCAUGCAGCUGGGUAUUAUUUAAACCCAGAGUAUUUUUACGCAAAUCCGAAUAUUGAGAAAGAUAAGGAAGUCAUGUCAGGCCUGUAUAAAUGCAUGCAAAGGUUGGUCCCAAGCAAUAAGACACAAGAUAAAGUUUGCGCAGAGUUGACUACCUAUAAGAAAGCUGAUGGUCUCUUUGGGAUGGCUUUGGCCAUUAGACAAAAAACUUCAAGGGCACCAGGUGAUCUAUAUUUUAUACUUAAGUAAUUUGAGUUAGUUUUUUAUAUUUUAAAUAUUCUUUCUAAUUAAUUAGUUAUAAUCAACAGCUGAUUGGUGGAGUGCAUAUGGUUCUGAAACGCCAAAUUUGCAAACAUUCGCCAUCAAAAUUCUUAGUCUAACUUGUAGCUCAUCUGGAUGUGAGCGGAAUUGGAGUGUGUUUGAACAUGUGAGUACCUAUUUUAACUAUAGUGAAU
This is a messenger RNA of Camellia sinensis, 2161 nucleotides long. Lineage: Eukaryota; Viridiplantae; Streptophyta; Magnoliopsida; Ericales; Theaceae. The record is from RefSeq and is a predicted model, not a curated record.